CCCCCCCCCUCUCGCUGGCGUCAGAAAUAGAAACGACUCGGUCCAGUUUGGCGACAAUCGAGAGAAGAACGCGCCGGCUCGAAGGGCGCCCUGGAUUUUCCCUGGCUCGCUGUCAGAACGCAAAGGGAAGCCGAGGAGCCAAAGAAAGGACAAGUUUCCCGCAUCGCAAAGAGCCUCUGGAUUGCUUUCCUCCCUCCGGCCUUGGAGGAAGCCCAGCUCCCUCCUUUAUUCCCCAAGGAAACGCGUUACGGUACUCGGAGCCACAAGGUGCAUCGCAACCCUAAAAAAAAAAAAAAAGCCGGAGCAAAGGGCAUUUUAAACGCUUCAGGUUUGAAAGCACGCGUCGGGCAACAGCGAUCAUGGCGCUGGAUUUCCUCGCAGGCUGCGUAGGAGGUGCUGCUGGUGUACUGGUAGGACAUCCAUUUGAUACAGUUAAGGUACGUCUUCAAGUUCAAAGUGUGGAGAAGCCACUCUACCGUGGGACUGUACAUUGUUUCCAGUCUAUCAUAAAGCAAGAAUCUGCUCUUGGACUUUAUAAAGGUAUUGGAUCGCCUAUGAUGGGCCUCACCUUCAUUAACGCCCUUGUCUUUGGCGUUCAAGGAAAUGCUCUCCGUGCUCUUGGAAAGGACACGCCUGUACAUCAGUUCCUUGCAGGUUCAGCAGCAGGCGCCAUUCAGUGUGUGAUCUGCUGCCCUAUGGAACUGGCCAAGACACGGAUGCAGCUGCAGGGAACAGGGGAAUACAAAUUGAAGUCCAAGAACUACAAAAACUCUUUGGACUGCUUGGUGAAGAUCUACCGAAAGGAGGGCCUGAAGGGCAUCAACAAGGGAAUGGUUUCCACGUUUCUGAGGGAGACUCCCAGCUUUGGUUUCUACUUUUUAACCUAUGACUGCCUCACAAGGUAUCUGGGGUGUGAAGCGGAAGAUAGUUACAUUGUUCCCAAACUGCUUCUGGCGGGUGGCAUGUCUGGCAUCGUCUCCUGGCUCUCUACAUAUCCUGUGGAUGUAAUCAAAUCCCGCCUUCAGGCUGAUGGAGUUGGAGGCGUCGUACGGUACCAGGGUAUUCUGGACUGCAUCAGAAAAAGCUACCGGGCUGAAGGCCCAAAGGUAUUCACAAAGGGCCUUACAUCCACCUUGCUUCGGGCUUUCCCCGUUAAUGCUGCAACAUUUGCCACUGUUACAAUAUUCCUUACAUACAUGAGGUCCGAGGAUGGCCAGAUCAGAGCUGAUUUAAGUGGAUGUGAGGCUGGUCCAGUGAUCCAACAACCUUCAAGUUUUUAAAUUGACUGGAAGAUAAAAGUUGUACCUGUUACAUGUAAGACGUCAUCAUUUUUUAAAAAAAGAAUAUUUGGAUACCAAGAGUAUACAGUUUGAUCUGUAUAAAGCAUCUUUUUAAAAAUCUCAUUUAUAAAAGCAGCUUAAUGCUUUAGGAAAACUCUGAUUUGACUCUAGAAACUUGGACAGUAAAAGGAUUUGCCAUUUCAAUGUGUGCUCAAACCACAUCUGCUGGAUUUUUCCAGUGUAGCCUUGACUUCCAAUUCCCACAAUCCCAGGGCAGCACAUUAUUAAGGAAAUCCAAUGCAGUCAUUAGUUGGAAGUCAAUUUCAGCAUAUUGCAAACAGCUCAAAAUGGCUACUACAUCUAUCAAUCCUGAUGCUAAAUUCCUAUUCAGACUUUGUUUCAAACAGGAAGAGAAGAAAUGGGGCUUUGAACAGAUAAUGGAGGCUUGUAUGCACAGAUGUUACGCCCCUUUCAUGUUUAUUGGGAGCAUAGGACUAGGGCCAGCAGCCUACUUCUCUCAACACACAUUAAAAGGCCUGGAUGAUUCUGUUCUGAUUAUUGCUCAAUCUGAUCACUCUAUUUGAUUUAGAGCUGAUUAUCCUGGUAAAUGUAGAGCUAAAAAACCCAUUUGUUUCAUUUUCCUGCACUUUAUCCUAGGGGAGCUUGUGUUUUUCCAAAUAAUUUAUCUUAUAAUUUGCAACCAUCUGAUCAGUGGCCCUCCUGAUGGGAACUGAUGGAGAUGAACAACUGGAGAACGACAAGCCUUUCCUUGAUUCUAUAUUUUAACAACCCGUCACAAGUCAUUCUGUAGGUGAUGUAAGCUACACUUUUUACCAUUCUUGUUAAUUAGCAAUACUUGUCAGGAAGCCUGUAGCCUCUUCCUGCUAAUUGUGAAUAUUUUAGUGCAGUGUAUGAACAGCCUGCUUUUAUUAUUUGAUCAGUAUGCAGUAAGAUCAGUAUCUCAGUCAUGCUGUUCAGUAUGUAGAUGCUUUCCCUGCUAUUUUUAGAUUAUGGUUUGAUUUUCUGUGCUAAUAUCUACAUUUGGCUUUUAAUUUUUUUUAAUGUAUGUAGUUGCAUCUUGUAAAUAUUUAAACAUAUUUUAGUUACUACGUUUUGAGUUGGAAGCUAGAGUAUAUCUAGCAACAUUUUUACAACUCAAAAUGUAGGCUAUUGUUUUUAGGGUGAUGGUGAUAGAUGUGCUUAAAUUAUCAUUUCUCCAUUACUGAGGUGUAUGCGCAUAAUUAUGAACUAUAUGUAAUAAGAUAAAGGAUGAAAGUAUAUUUAAAAGGAUUUAACAGAAGUGUGUUUUAGAGAAUUCAAUGAUGAAAACAGAAGUCAAGCUCAGCAGUUUUUGGAAACUUUGGUGGUCAAUAUUGCAAUUGACCUGACCAGCUAUUACGCCUAUUGCAUAGCAUCCUGAAAUAAGAAUGCUGCAACAUUGUCUCAGUGACAUCAGCAAUAAUGCUAAGUUAAUUGGGUUUUAUUAACAAAUGCUUAAAGUUGCAGUGCUAUACACGCUAUAUACAAAUAUCAUUGGCCUAGUCAUAAUACCUCUCAAGGUGUGCAAGGUGUAGUCUGGCCAGUCAAACAUCUGUUCCACAUCACUAAGUGAAGAAUUUCUUUUUACACUAGAUCAGAAUUUUGGCAUCUCCUUUUGUAAUAAUGAAGUCAGUAGGGGUUGCCUAUAAGUAUUAAGAAAUUUUAAUUAGCUUAACCCACUAGCUCAAUAGUUUGACAUUGAAAGUUUCUGUCCAUAUCCACCUCACUUAAAUAUCUGCUCAUAAUUAAUAAAACUUUUGUGAGCAGAAAGAAAACAUUUCUUAAUUUUAUGCCAACAUUUUCACAUGUACUUGAAUUGGAUUCAAGUGGGAAGGGGAGUUUGGACAUGUAUUUUUCCAAAUCAGUUGAGGAAAAUCAACUUAAACCGAUUUGGUGUUGUAAUUCAAGUUGAAGCCAUUCCGCACAGUACAAUAGGAUUGGGUACAAUGUCUGUUCUGGUUAAUUUUCUCACAAACUGUCCCACCAUAACAAUGUAAAUGUGCUCAUUCAAUCGAGUUGGGCAAAAAGAUGAUGUGAAAUUCCUCAAGUGCAAAGCAUGGAUUGACUCUGCCACUUACCCAUUCAAGAAAAACAGUAUGUAAUGUGAGAUUGCCAAGCAGCAAGAACUCGGUGUAACAUUUAGACUGAAACUUAAAAGCAGGAUCCAAGACAACAUCAUAGUAUUUUUCAUUGUCUCUAAGGCCCCUUGACAUUCAACCAUUUGACACGUAUAGUGGGCCAUUAAAGAGCCUUAUAAAUGUUUAUAAAUUGCAGUUGCAACAUUAACUUGGCCCUGCAAUAUACAUUUUUAAACGCCACGUUUCUCACAUGCUUUUAAGUACUUCCUAUUCUUUUUUCCAUUGCUGCCAUGAAGAAUAUGCAAGCCCAAUGAAAAAAAGAUACCAUUUGCAGAUUUAGCUUUGGAUCAGAGCCUACAUAGUUAUGGGUCCAAAACAUCAGCUGAAGGCCAUUAUUAUAGCUGUUGAAU
Molecule: messenger RNA, 3807 nt
Organism: Thamnophis elegans (Western terrestrial garter snake)
Lineage: Eukaryota; Metazoa; Chordata; Lepidosauria; Squamata; Natricidae
Gene: SLC25A29
Product: solute carrier family 25 member 29
Exons: 4
Coding region: 360-1280 (306 amino acids)
Biological process (GO): mitochondrial L-ornithine transmembrane transport
Cellular component (GO): mitochondrion
Molecular function (GO): high-affinity L-arginine transmembrane transporter activity
Source: RefSeq, a predicted model, not a curated record